This is a messenger RNA of Ornithorhynchus anatinus (platypus), 3043 nucleotides long. RefSeq names its product interferon regulatory factor 8 (gene IRF8). Gene Ontology annotation, biological process: immune system process; regulation of transcription by RNA polymerase II. Gene Ontology annotation, cellular component: nucleus. The transcript has 9 exons. Bases 94 to 1377 code for a protein of 427 amino acids. NCBI's taxonomy places the organism in Eukaryota, Metazoa, Chordata, Mammalia, Monotremata, Ornithorhynchidae. The record is from RefSeq and is a predicted model, not a curated record. Gene Ontology annotation, molecular function: RNA polymerase II cis-regulatory region sequence-specific DNA binding; protein binding; DNA-binding transcription factor activity, RNA polymerase II-specific.
GCCGCCGCCGCCUCCGCCUCCUCGCUGCUCCGCUCGCCCUUUCGGCCCUUCGCUCGCCCCGUGGGAAGGCAGCCCCCUCCGCCCACCGCCAGCAUGUGUGAUAGGAAUGGCGGAAGGCGGCUCAGACAGUGGCUGAUUGAACAGAUUGACAGUAACAUGUACUCAGGACUGAUUUGGGAAAACGAUGAGAAAAGCAUGUUUCGCAUCCCUUGGAAACAUGCUGGCAAGCAGGAUUAUAACCAGGAGGUGGAUGCCUCCAUUUUCAAGGCAUGGGCAGUCUUUAAAGGGAAGUUUAAAGAAGGUGACAAAGCUGAGCCAGCGACUUGGAAGACGAGAUUACGCUGUGCUUUGAAUAAGAGCCCAGACUUUGAGGAGGUGACAGAUCGAUCCCAGUUGGACAUCUCUGAGCCAUACAAAGUUUACCGCAUAGUUCCAGAGGAAGAACAAAAAUGCAAAAUAGGAAUGGUGAACAGCAGCAGCGUGAAUGAAGUCACCGAAAUGGACUGCAACCGAUCUGAAAUAGAUGACUUAAUGAAAGAGCCCUCGGUAGAUGAAUAUCUUGGUAUAAUAAAGAGGAGUCCUUCCCCUCAGGAGACCUGUAGAAGCCAGCCAAUUCCACCAGACUGGUGGAUACAGCAGUCUAGUCAAGCCUUGCCCUUGGUGACUGGGUACUCUACAUAUGAACCUCAUCAUUCAGGCUAUUCCCAGAUGGUGAUCAGCUUUUAUUACGGAGGAAAGCUUGUGGGCCAUGCCACUACUACUUACCCCGAGGGCUGCCGGAUUUCCUUGAACCAGCCGCCCAUGCACAACGAGAAGAUGUACGGCCCAGAAAGCCUGGAGCACAUCAGAUUCCCCUCCGCGGAAGCCAUCCAAAAUGACCGUCAGAAGCAGGUCACCAAGAAACUCUUUGGCCACCUGGAGAGGGGAGUCCUAUUACACAGCAACAAGCAAGGCAUCUUCAUCAAGAGGCUGUGUCAGGGGCGGGUGUUCUGCAGUGGCAACUCGGUGAUGUAUAAAGACAGACCCAAUAAGCUGGAACGGGAUGAAGUUGUCAAGAUAUUUGACACAAACCUGUUUUUCAGAGAGCUCCAGCAAUUCUACAACAACCAAGGCCGAUUUCCCGAUGGCAGAGUGAUGCUGUGCUUUGGGGAAGAAUUUCCAGAUGUGACACCUUUACGCACUAAACUAAUUCUUGUACAGAUUGAGCAGCUGUAUGUGCGGCAGCUGGUGGAUGAUGCAGGCAAGAGUUGCGCUAAUGGCCAGAUGCUUCAGAUUUCUGAAGAGCCACAGCCCGACCAGAUGUUCAGGAUAUUUCAGGAUAUCUGUGGGACACACCAAAGACCCUUUUUCAGAGAAAACCAACAGAUCACCGUUUAAGUCUGUCUCCCCUUGAAGUCCUACAUCCCAUCCCAUUAUUACUCUUACAAUUAUUGUUAGACUUCACAGAGGAGAAUUCAUUGUUUUGGAAAGUUCUUUUGGACUUUGUCCUGCACUCUAUUCUGGGUAGUCUUCCCCUCCCUACCACCCAACACAAUUCCCAGGUUGCUCACCUUGUAAGAAUCAGGUACUCUGUGAAUCUUGAUAACAGAGUCCUUUAAACCAAUAUUUUCUACAAGGCUCCAUCUCGGUGGGGGGAGAGGAGCCCAUGUUGAGAUUCCAUAUUGAACAUUGCUACUGUGGACCCCAGGUUGUUUUAGGAGAGACGUAAUUGGGCAGGAAAAAGUUCUAGAAUUGGUGCUGGGACCACCCAGGGAGAUCCCUGUUAUAAAAUGCUAUUUUCCAAAGAGAAAAUACCUCAUAUUCUCUCUAACUGACAUUUUGAUGAGUUAGGGGAUGGUACCAUGAAGUUUAGAAAGACAACCAUGUUGAUGACAACUAAGAUAACCAAGAUGAAUGGAGAUGUAUCUGAGGAUAGUCUAAAAUGAGUGACCCCUUCAGUCUAGACUUCCCAGGAUAUAUAUUUGGAAUGACAAAAUCCAAAUGAUUUUAAGUCAGAGUGAAGCAGAAAAUUGCCAUUUAGCAAAUGUGACACUGGUAGGAUGAGGGACACCCACUGAAGCUCCAAAUUAAUAACAGAAGGCACUGUCUUCUGACAAAUUUAUGGGAUUUGUUGCCAAAGGGAGGUUUGCAGGCAGAAAAUAUCAGGAAGUUUGAGGACAGGUUCAUGGGGAGAAAGAUCCAUACGAGGUUCCCAGAGGGAAAGCUACAGAGAUAGAGGAGGGAAAAAAACAAAAGAUAUUGAGGUACAUCUGUAACCAUAGGUAACCAUUUCUAUCAUUCAUUCAAUCGUAUUUAUUGAUUGCUUACUGUGUGCAGAGCACUGUACUAAGUGCUUGGAAAGAACAAUUCAGCAGUUGAGAGACAAUCCCUGCCCACACCGGGCUUCAACACAUGGUUCAUCCAAACGUCCUGUUGUCACUGUUGGAGGCAGAAUCCUGGGCUGGCUGGACAUUGGUCUGAUCCAAGACUGCCAUUUCUUAUGUCAGUGGUGAUGGAUGCUUGGGGUAGGGAUUCCUGAGUUCCCCCUAUUCUCCUCUCAAAAAGGAGAGCCUGGCAGCUCUAUCUGUUCCCUUUCUGGAUCCCCCUUGGGCUAUCCUUUUUUUCUGUCUGGGAGGAGUAGACACAGGUUUGAGGUACAUUCUCUUAGGCUGGUGACUCCGGGGUGACUACCCGAUCUCUCUUGUGGAGUCUUGAAUUAAAAGGUUUAUUACCAAAGAGCAAAUGCCUCAUAUACUCUCUAACUCACUUUUUCUACUGACAUUUUUCCACAGGAGUUAGGGGAAGGUAUUAUGAAGUUUAGAAAAAUAUGUAGGACAUAUUUGUAUCUGUAAAUAUGUAUAUAAAAAUACACAUUUAAAUGAUGACAAAGGACAUUUAGUUUAUUAAAAUCCCAAACAUAUUUUUUUAAGUUUGUGGCUUUUCAGCUUAAAACCAUAUUUUCCAGCUAACUAAUGAUGAACAUGCUACAUAUUUAUUUUUAUGCCCAUUUAAAAAUGGUUUGCUCACUUUUUUCCCUGCAAAUAAAAGCUAUAUUUUUUAAUCA